Molecule: messenger RNA, 1223 nt
Organism: Canariomyces notabilis
Lineage: Eukaryota; Fungi; Ascomycota; Sordariomycetes; Sordariales; Chaetomiaceae
Exons: 4
Coding region: 265-807 (180 amino acids)
Source: RefSeq, a predicted model, not a curated record
CUCGACUUUAUCAUGUAAACAUUCCAGCUCUUUAUGCUCACGCCUGCCGUCACCUGUCGCCUUCUGUCGAUACCUUACCAGUUCGCCCAGCUCUUGCCAGAAUAUCCAGUCUGACACACCUGUUCAGUGUCACAAGUGUUGGACCCCUAAUAAAGUGCCAACCUUUGUUCUGCAGUAUCUAUCUUGAGGCGCAUAGGCUUCUCUUAUUCAUUGUCAUACCGCCUGACAUCCCGUAUUCAAUCGGUUGACCUGCGUCAAGCCAUCAUGUCUCACAUGGAGGAUAGCCAAAAUGCUGCUCCAGGCAGCGUCCAGGCAAACAAGCUUGGCGGCGCAAAGAAGAGCGUUGAACCUGCUCAGAAUGCCGCGAAAAGGUUGCAAACGGAGCUUAUGCAGCUCAUGACCUCACCGGCUCCCGGCGUAUCGGCCUUCCCUUCCGCCGACGGCAACUUGCUCUCAUGGCGGGCUACUAUCGAGGGUCCGGCUGACACACCAUACUCCGGCUUGACCUUUAAACUCAGCUUCGAGUUUCCCUCCAACUAUCCGUACUCGCCACCGACUGUUCUCUUCCGGACGCCUAUCUACCACCCAAACGUGGACUUUUCAGGUCGCAUUUGCCUCGACAUUCUGAAGGACAAGUGGACAGCAGCGUACAAUACGCAGACCGUGCUAUUAAGUCUGCAGUCUCUACUCGGUGAACCCAACAAUACAUCUCCGUUGAACGGCGAGGCAGCUGAGCUUUGGGACAAGGAUCCUGCUUUGUUCAAAACCAAAGUUUUGGCUCGUCACAAGGAUAUCGAAGACGACUGAACGGGGUGGACAGGUUCGCGUUUUGCUUUUCUCAUGGUCAUGGAGAAUUGGAGUCGACAAGUGGUUUGCUCUGGCUUUGGACCCCUGGAGUAUUAGGCCUCCUGGUUAGCAUUGCAUUUCCAGGGCGGGAUUGGCCCAUUGAUAUCCCAUCGUUGUCUGCAGCAAAGCAGUUUGUGAAGUACAUCAGUAUUGGCCGCAAUGGACAUUGCUUGUCCAUGAGCGUAUCACCCCGAGAAAACCCAAUCGGUUCACUUUUCAGAUCGCUCCCAAAGCAACUCCAACCCGAAAGCGCCCCGACCGUUCGUUGAAAAAGUGCCUGGUAUCGAAGGUGCCGUGCGUUACGAACCCAUUUAUUCGUGGUAGGAAGCUAGAUGCAAUGCGAAACUCCGGAAAAGCCCAAUGCCGCCCUGAAACCG